AUGGCGACUUCUAUUUACGAUCUGCUGGGUGUUAUCGCCGACUUAGACGCAGCACUCAGCGACAACACCGUCGACCGCAAGCAGGCAAUUCCGACACAUUUGAAAACAGUUGACAAGCUUAAUUAUCGUGUUCCUGAUUUUAAACCAGAUUUAGACUGGUUGAAUGUCUCAGAGCCUUUGACAUUUAGUAAUCAUCUGAAAGGACAAAUUGUAAUCUUAGACUUCUUCACCUACUGCUGCAUCAACUGCAUGCACAUAUUACCAGAUUUAGAAGCUGUCGAGAAGGAGUUCCCACCACAAUCUGGCGUGGUCGUAAUAGGUGUGCAUUCUGCAAAGUUUCUCAAUGAAAAAGUGACUGCCAAUAUACUUAGUGCUGUGCUGAGGUACAAUAUUCAGCAUCCUGUAGUCAAUGACAGUGAUGCACAAAUGUGGCAGGCUCUGGCAGUCUCCUGCUGGCCAACACUGGUAUUUUUAGGCCCAUCAGGUCAGCUGAUCUACUCCCUGGCCGGCGAGGGUCACAGGUCAUGGAUUCUGGAAUUUCUUCGUCUAGCGGUAGAGCACUAUUCUUCUCACUUACAGCAUCACAGCUUGCCACUCAGCCUCGAAAGACAUAAAACUCCAGUUUCCAGCUUAAGUUUUCCAGGGAAGGUGUGUUUUUGGCCAGAGAGAGACUGGCUGGUGGUUGCAGAUACUGGAAACCACAGGAUUGUUGUUGUUGACAAGUCAGGUGUUGUUCAGUUUGUUGUAGGCAGUGGUCAUUCAGGACUGAAAGAUGGGGAUUUCACCAGUGCUGAGUUCUCUGCACCUCAAGGAGUUACUUGUGACCAGAGCUGCAUCUAUGUUGCCGAUACAGGUAACCAUUGUGUGCGCAAAAUUGAUCUGGAACUGAAGAGAGUGGUUACUUUGGUAGGAACAGGACUGCAAGGAACGGACAAGGAAGGAGGAAAGCAACAUAAAGACCAGGAGAUUGCAUCACCAUGGGAUGUCGUUCUAGGACCAUCUCUGGACGAAGGUUCUCCAGUGUUAUUUAUUGCAAUGGCUGGCACUCAUCAGAUUUGGGUAUACUUCUUCAAGAACAGCACAUGGUAUCAUGGAAAAUCAUAUGCUACUGGAACAUGCAUACGAUUUGCUGGCAGUGGACAAGAGGAGAACAGGAAUAACUCAUACGCAGAGAAAGCAAGUUUUGCCCAGCCAUCAGGUCUGGCUUUCUCCUUCAAAGAUCCUAGCCGAAGAUUGUAUGUGGCUGAUAGCGAGAGUUCUUCCAUACGUACAGUUUCCCUGGCUAAAGGUGCUGUGGCAGGAUUGGUUGGCGGUGAACGGGACCCAAAGAACCUUUUUGCUUAUGGAGAUGUUGAUGGGAAAGGCUUUCAGGCAAAACUGCAACACCCUUUAGGUGUCGCUUACUUGAAUGGAAAAUUGGUGGUUGCUGAUUCAUAUAACCACAAGAUUAAGCUCAUUGAUUUGGAAACUCUGAUGUGUACAACAUUUGCUGGUACCGGCCAUCAAGGUUCAACACUUGACACAUCAGAUUUAACAAAAUGUCAAUUCAAUGAACCAGGAGGCGUUGCUGUUGAUGAACAUGACCAGAUGAUUUAUGUCGCAGAUACCAAUAACCAUGCCAUCAAAGCCAUCAGUCUCGUUAAAAAGACUAUUUAUCAGCUCCCAAUUGUUUUCCCUAGUGACAAAGAAGCAAAUAACAACCCAGAAAAGAAUACUUCAUCUUCACAGUUGCUUGGAAAUAGCAGAUUACCAAGGGAUGAAGCAGUGCCUUUGCCUGAUGUUACUGUGCCUACAUCAAGUCGCACAGUAACCCUGACAGUGCCUUUGAAGUUGCCUGAUGGGUCACAUAUCAAUAAAGAUGCACCAAAUAGCUGGAAAAUUUGCAGUUUGGAUGAGCCGAGUGCAAAUUUACUGGAUCAGAAGGGAAAUCUUCAUUCUGUUGCCAGUGAUGGAUUGUCUAAGGGACUUGCUGCCUUGACCUUCACCUUACCACAGGGUAUCACGCCAGGUGUGUACACCAUCAAGGUCACUGUCCAGAUUUUUGUCUGCUUAGAUGAGGAGGAUGUCUGCUUGCCACCAAGUCUGGCUCAUUUCAAGCAAGUUCUGAAAUUAACAUAG
Molecule: messenger RNA, 2118 nt
Organism: Candidula unifasciata
Lineage: Eukaryota; Metazoa; Mollusca; Gastropoda; Stylommatophora; Geomitridae
Source: the annotation of a GenBank genome assembly